GAGAGACGUGUUGUGUUGUCAUAUUUGAGGAAGAUGUCAGCGCACGAUCACCUGUCUCUCUGUCUGUGCGAUUUAAUUAGGUUACUGUGGUCACUGCUGUUACCAUGCUUCUAUCUGAGUCUUGUCCUGACAGCCAUCCUCUUCCUCUUCAUCAUGGGAGUGAGAACCUGGCUGCAGAUGAAGAGGAAGAGCAGGAGAGCUCAGGACGGCCGGCCCGCCGUGGCCUUCUUCCACCCGUACUGCAAUGCAGGGGGAGGAGGAGAGAGAGUGCUGUGGUGUGCUUUACAUGCUCUUCAAAACAGGUACCAAGAUGUUUCCUUCGUGGUUUACACAGGUGAUCAGGGCGUGACAGCAGAAGAGAUUUUAGAUGGAGCGUGGCGGCGCUUCAACAUCAGACUCCCCCGAGCCGUUAAGUUUGUGUUCCUGAAACAUCGUCUCCUGGUGGAGGCAAAACUGUACCCACACUUCACCCUUCUGGGGCAGAGCGUGGGCUCCAUCUUCCUGGGGUGGGAGGCCUUGACUGAGUUUGUUCCAGACCUCUACAUUGACUCAGUGGGCUAUGCCUUCACCCUGCCUGUAUUCCGUUAUCUGGGUGGUUGUCAUGUGGGAAGCUAUGUGCACUACCCAACCAUCAGCACUGAUAUGCUCUCAGUGGUUCGAGAAAGAAACCCAAGGUUCAAUAAUGCAGACUACAUCUCCAGUAACCCUGUACUAAGUGCCAUCAAAGUGGUUUACUACUGUGUCUUCGCACUGCUGUACGGCCUGGCUGGCUCCUGUAGUGACGUAGUCAUGGUAAAUUCCACCUGGACAUUAGGUCACAUUCUGGCUCUGUGGCACGCUCCGAACCGCACCAGUGUGGUCUAUCCACCAUGUGACGUUCAGGCCUUCCUGGAUGUCCCUAUUAGGGACGAGGAUGAAGAGAAAGAGAGAAAGAAGUGUCACUCUGUGGUCUCCGUGGGUCAGUUCCGGCCUGAAAAAGACCACCGGCUGCAGAUCAAGGCUUUUAGAAAGCUUCUGGACAGGAAGGGGGUGGAGCCUGCUGGGCAAGAGACCGUGAAGCUGGUGUUGAUUGGUGGAUGUCGUAACCAGGAAGAUGAAGAGAGGGUACAGAUGCUGCGGGGAUUGUGUCUGGAUCUGGAUGUGGCAGAUAAGGUGGAGUUUAAACUCAAUAUCCCAUUUGAGGAACUGAAGAAAGAUUUAACAGAUGCCACGAUCGGGUUGCACACAAUGUGGAAUGAACAUUUCGGUAUUGAUUAA
Molecule: messenger RNA, 1257 nt
Organism: Sinocyclocheilus rhinocerous
Lineage: Eukaryota; Metazoa; Chordata; Actinopteri; Cypriniformes; Cyprinidae
Product: GDP-Man:Man(3)GlcNAc(2)-PP-Dol alpha-1,2-mannosyltransferase-like
Exons: 5
Coding region: 34-1257 (407 amino acids)
Biological process (GO): dolichol-linked oligosaccharide biosynthetic process; protein N-linked glycosylation
Cellular component (GO): endoplasmic reticulum membrane
Molecular function (GO): GDP-Man:Man(3)GlcNAc(2)-PP-Dol alpha-1,2-mannosyltransferase activity
Source: RefSeq, a predicted model, not a curated record